Messenger RNA from Entamoeba invadens IP1, 2020 nucleotides. RefSeq lists its product as hypothetical. The transcript has a single exon. NCBI's taxonomy places the organism in Eukaryota, Evosea, Mastigamoebida, Endamoebidae. The annotation marks the transcript as partial. The record is from RefSeq and is a predicted model, not a curated record.
AAAGUGUUCUAUUUGCAACAAGGGGUAUUAUCCAAAAACAUUUGGUGAUUAUAAAUGUCAAAAAUGUGAUUCAACAUGUUUAACAUGUGAUAAUCAAAGUGGCAUUUGUUCUCAAUGUGCCCCCGGAUAUACUCCGUUCAAAGAAAAAUCAAUUCAAUGUCAGUUGUGUCAAGACUUUGAUGUGAAUUGUGGGAAGUGUAACACAACUGCAUCAGAGUGUCUGCUGUGUUCAACAAAUAAAUAUCCAGAUGAUGUAAAUAAAAAAUGUGUUGAAUGUGAUCACAGUUGUGGUGGUAAUUGUAAUGGAACCACUGGAAUGUGUUUGUCUUGUGAAACCAAUUAUGUUUUCACUCAACCCAUAUCAAGAAAAUGUGAAAGUUGCCAAACGUUUGAUAUAAAUUGUGAGUAUUGUGAGCCGGAUUUUACAAGAAAGUGUUUGGUGUGUUUAGAUGGAUUUUAUUUGGACGCAACAAAUCACACCUGUGAACCAUGUAAUUCAAUACCAAAUUGUUCAGAGUGUGACACCAAUGGAAUUUGUAUAACUUGUCAAUUGAAUAAUGUGUUUGUUGAUACAAAACCACCUUCGUGUAUUGCAUGUAAUCAGUAUUAUCCAAAAUGUAUAAGUUGUUCUCAAGAUGUUUCUAGUAAAUGUACAGAGUGUGAAUAUGGGUUCUAUCCGAAUUCGACUGGAUAUUGUGUUGAAUGUGAUUUAUUUUGUAACAAAAAAUGCAAUUCUUCAACUGGAUAUUGCGAUAGUUGUUUAACUAACAACGUCUUUACAGAACCGAAAUCGUUUAUUUGUGAAACUUGCAAUCAAUUUGAUGUAAAUUGUGCCAUUUGUUCAUCAACUUUUGAGAGGAAGUGUGAGAUGUGUAACACUGGCAUGUUCAAAAUACAAUACGGCAAUGAAGUAAUAUGUAAAAGUUGUGAUUUAACAUGCAACCACCAAUGUAACUCAGAUGACGGUCAUUGUCUGGAAUGUCUUGAAAAUUAUAUCUUUUCUGAAGCAAAUUUAUUACAAUGUGAAAGUUGUAAUGACUUUGAUAAUAAUUGUGAACGCUGUGCUUCAGACUAUUCCAGAAAGUGUGUAGAAUGUAAAAAUGGAUAUUAUCUUGUUGAUGGAAAGUGUGUACAAUGCGACUCGACAUGUGGAGGAAGUUGUGAUAUGAUGAAUGGGUAUUGUACUUCUUGUCGAUCAAAUAUGGUUUUUUCAACAACAAAUAAAAGUGUUUGUAUUCUGUGUGACGCUUUUGAUGCCAACUGUUUAAAGUGUUCUGAAAGUGGAGAAAGAAAGUGUAUAACUUGCACGAACAAGAAGUAUCCAGAUAAAAGUGGACUUUGUGUUAAUUGCCCCACGUCUUGUACAACAAGUUGUGAUGGGUCAACUGGUGUUUGCACUAUUUGUGUAAAUAAUUAUGUGCAAGAAACAAUGAAUGAAUCCAUGUGUGUGAAGUGCUCUGAUUUUGACAAAAACUGUUUGAUGUGUGCGAGUAACACUUCAAGAAAUUGUGUACAGUGUUUGACAAAUUAUUACCCAGUUCAACAACCAAAUGGUGAGAAAACGUGUGAAAGUUGCGAUUUGACAUGUGGAGGAAAAUGUAAUACGGAGACGGGGUAUUGUAUUGGAUGUGAAUAUAAUUACGUUUUGAUAUCACCAACAAAUUUGAAGUGCCAAACAUGCAAAGAAUUCGAUAUAAACUGUAAAUAUUGUGCUUCAGAUUUCACUCGAAAAUGUAUUGAGUGUGAGCCAAACUAUUACCCAGCCAGUAAUGGCACAUGUAUAUUAUGUUCAAUGUCUUGCAACGAAAAAUGCAACUCUAUAAGUGGGCUUUGUGAAAGGUGCAUUGAAAAUUACGUUGUUAAUAAUCCAAAAUCAAAUGAAUGUCAAUCGUGCACAAGUUUUGAUUCCAAGUGUGAUAAAUGUGCAUCUGAUUAUACAAGAAAGUGUAUUGUGUGUCAAAGUGGUUACUUUACAAACGAAGAUGCGGACUUCAAGUGCCAAAAAUGUGACCCAACAUGU